Coprinopsis cinerea okayama7#130 is the source of this 2688-nucleotide messenger RNA. RefSeq lists its product as hypothetical. The transcript has 14 exons. The coding region runs from base 1 to 2487 and encodes 828 amino acids. The record is from RefSeq and is a predicted model, not a curated record. NCBI's taxonomy places the organism in Eukaryota, Fungi, Basidiomycota, Agaricomycetes, Agaricales, Psathyrellaceae. Gene Ontology annotation, molecular function: ATP binding; ATP-dependent chromatin remodeler activity. Gene Ontology annotation, cellular component: cytoplasm.
AUGAGCGCGUCUCAAGGCACGCCACAAGGCAACUUUUACGCUUCUACCACCAACCACCAACGUUGUCGUUGUCAGAAGGCGACCAUGGAACAGCUGCGAGAACGAUUUGCCCGAGAUCCACGUUUCUUUGCUGUGGGACAGGCUCCCCGCCCACCACCGCGACCAGAUCCUAUUUCUAUAGGAUCAACGGAUUCAGAGUCGUCGACUCGACAGAAAUCCAAAGCCAGAGGGCCCAGCAGGCCAAUUAUUAUAUCUGACGACGAAGAUGAGGACGAAGAGGAGGACGAGGGCGACGAUGAACCUGAAAUUGUCCCACAGCCGCCGAAACUUUCACACCCGCUGAAACCCUCAAACCAGUACAAUGCAGUACCAAGUCACAGGCAGAAUGAAUACAUCAGACCCGCUGUCUUCGACCCCUCCCAGUUCCCCAAGCCACUCGAAACGAGCAAGACCAAUGUGCAGAGGCUCAACAUUGGCGAAGACAUCUCGUUGCCCAAGUUCCCGGAAGAACAUCAGUUCAUGACGAGCGCGGAGACGGAGAAAGCUUUGAAAGAGCUUAUUGGGAACUCGAUGAACGAGGAUAUCCAGGUGGAUGUUGAUCCUGAGGAUGCAAUCGUGGAAGGGUUCAGGGAAGGAAUUGAAUUGCUUCCGCAUCAAAUCUUGGGGAGGAAGUGGAUGAAAGAGCGGGAGGAUGUGAGUAGGAAAGCAUAUGGCGGUAUCCUUGCAGAUGAUAUGGGUCUUGGUAAAACAAUUCAGACGUUAACCCGAAUUGUGGAAGGCAAGGCAACCAAGUCUGACAGGGAAGACGGCUAUAGUGGUUCCACGCUGGUCGUUUGUCCGCUUGCCCUUGUCGGGCAAUGGGCUAGCGAGAUUGAGAAGAUGACCCAGCUCCGUGUGAUCAAGCACCAAGGAACCUCGCGUACUACAGACCCUAUGAUUCUUAGGAGAUAUCAUGUCGUGGUGACUACCUACGAAACGGUACAGUCCGAGUAUAACGUCUAUACACCUCCAAUCAAGGAUGGAUCUGCAACAGCGAAGAAAAAGAAGAGCUCAGAUUCAGACGAAGAUUCGGGCAGUGACGAUGAUGACCUUGUGGCCAAGCUUAAGGCAAAACGGACGCGUAAGGCGCCAGCGAAGAAGUGUGCCUUGUUUGAGGUGAAGUGGAUCCGCGUUGUCCUCGACGAGGCACAUAACAUCAAGAACAUGAAGACGAAGACUGCCAUUGCUUGCUGUGAACUUCAGAGCAAAUUCAGGUGGUGUCUGACUGGUACACCAAUGCAGAACAACGUCACUGAGUUGUAUUCUCUCAUCAAGUUCCUUCGCAUCAAGCCAUUAUCCAAUUGGACAACGUUCAACGAGCAAGUUGCAAAGCCUAUCACAAGUGGUAGGGGUGCGGGUGUCGCAAUGAAGCGUCUUCAGGUGGUCCUCAAGCGUAUCAUGUUGAGACGCAAGAAGACGGACACUGUCAAUGGCAAGACGCUGAUCGACCUGCCCAACCGUACGGUGGAGGUUGUCGCCUGUCCAUUCGAUCCGUACGAGCAAGCAUUCUAUACUGCUCUCGAGGCGAAGAUGGAGUCCGCUCUCGACAAGCUCAUGUCGAGAGAUAAUGGUAACAAGGCGUAUAUGUCGGUCCUGCUGCUCUUGCUUCGGCUUCGACAAGCUUGCAACCAUCCUCUUCUGGUGUCCAAGGACUACAAGAAAGAUGCUGAAGCUGUGGAACCUACUCCUGCCAAGUCCAAAGAUGAUGCAGACGCCGACGCCGACGAUUUGGUGGCAGCUUUUGGCCAAAUGGGUGUCACCCGCAAGUGCCAAGUGUGCACUACGACGAUCGACGAUUCGACCGCAGGUGAAGGAGAGUGGAAGAACCACUGUCGCGACUGCGUGGAUUUGGCCAAACAAGCGAGGCAAGCUGAGUUGGAGAGACCUACCUCAGCCAAGAUUCGCAUGGUUCUGAAGCUUUUGGCGAAGAUCGAUAGGGACUCCAAUGGAGAGGAGAAGACCAUUAUCUUCUCGCAGUUCACCUCUAUGUUGGACCUCAUCCAGCCGUUCCUGGAGGAGAAAGGCAUCAAGUAUACUCGAUAUGACGGUUCCAUGGCACCGAAGGACCGUGAAGCUGCCUUGGAAAAGAUUAGGAACAGCAAGUCGACGCGAGUUAUCCUCAUCUCGUUCAAGGCUGGUAGCACAGGUCUGAACCUGACUGCUUGCAACAAUGUCAUCCUCGUCGAUCUUUGGUGGAAUCCCGCUCUUGAGGACCAAGCCUUCGAUCGUGCCCACCGAUACGGUCAGAAACGUGACGUAUAUAUCUACAAGUUGAAAGUAGAUGCGACUGUCGAGGACCGUAUUCUUGCUCUCCAAGACAAGAAGCGCGCUUUGGCUGCCGCUGCCCUCAGUGGAGACAAAAUUAAGAACAUGCGUCUUGGUAUGGACGACCUUCUUGCGCUGUUCAGGCCUGGUGCACGGGAUGGCGACGAUUCGGAUGAUGACUAGCUUCUGUCCACUUGACUGGAUGAGUUCGCCCAUUUGUUCCUUUUGUAUAUACCUCAGUUCUCGGGCCUAUCCCUGGAAUUCCUUUAUCUGCAUUAUCACCACAUCUUUCACGUUCAAUCUGCAUAUAUUUCUCUUGAUUCUUCCCUCUGUAUAUUUUUGCAUUGUGUUCGAUAGUUUCUGCAUUCAUAGUGUCUACCCGCA